Molecule: messenger RNA, 333 nt
Organism: Komagataella phaffii GS115
Lineage: Eukaryota; Fungi; Ascomycota; Pichiomycetes; Pichiales; Pichiaceae
Product: Cytochrome c, isoform 1
Exons: 1
Coding region: 1-333 (110 amino acids)
Biological process (GO): mitochondrial electron transport, ubiquinol to cytochrome c; mitochondrial electron transport, cytochrome c to oxygen
Cellular component (GO): mitochondrial intermembrane space
Molecular function (GO): electron transfer activity; heme binding
Source: RefSeq, a predicted model, not a curated record
AUGCCAGCUCCAUACGAAAAAGGUUCAGAGAAGAAAGGUGCUACUUUGUUCAAGACCAGAUGUCUGCAAUGUCACACUGUCGAGGCUGGUGGACCACACAAAGUUGGUCCUAACUUGCAUGGUGUCUUCGGAAGAAAGUCUGGUUUGGCUGAGGGAUACUCUUACACCGAUGCCAACAAGAGAAAGGGAGUUGAAUGGUCCGAGCAAACCAUGUCCGACUACUUGGAGAACCCAAAGAAGUACAUUCCAGGAACCAAGAUGGCUUUCGGUGGUCUAAAGAAGGCCAAGGACAGAAACGACUUGAUUACCUACUUGGCCAAGGCCACCAAAUAG